Messenger RNA from Paramecium sonneborni, 603 nucleotides. The record is from the annotation of a GenBank genome assembly. NCBI's taxonomy places the organism in Eukaryota, Ciliophora, Oligohymenophorea, Peniculida, Parameciidae.
AUGAGUUUAAAAAAAAUUGAUCAAAAUGAAACAUAAUAAAAUGGUAAGCUUAAACGAAUCUGUUUUUAAAAUGUCACAAAUAUAAAUAAUGAAAAUAAGAGUCAAAAAAAUGAUAUAGUUCGUAAAAAAUAGAUAAUACAAGAUCAAGAUAUAAAAAAACUUAAGGAAUAAUACAGAUCCGAAAUUAAAUCCUACUGUGAUUAGAAAAAGAAAUUUUCAGAGAAAUAGAAUGCUCUUUUAAAGAAAAUAAUAUUUCACUUAAAUGGAGGCAUAAUAGAAAUAAAUGGGAAGAUUAAUUAUGAAGAUUAUUAUGUGUAUGAAGGGACAUUUUAAGAAUCUUAGGAUAAAAUAAUUAUUAAUGGAUAUGGAGUAUUGAAAUAUUAUGAAGAUAAAGAAUUGAAAAAAAAAGAAAAAGAAAUUUAUAGAGGAGAGUUUAAGAAUGAUAAAUUUCAUGGAAAAGGCACAAUUACUUUAAAUAAUAAAUUCUAUAAUUUGAUAAACUGGAAAAGAAAGGAUUAAACUAAAAUAGAAGGAAUAUUUGAAAAUGGUAAUUUAAUUGAAGAAUUGGAAACACCUGUUUAAAUGAAAAAUGAAAACAAUUGA